AUGGCCAAUAUCACCCUGGCUUGGAUGAUGGAUCAGAUGGCCUCGGUUGGCGUGGAAUUCCACGCGCCGUCUGCUCUGCGCAUGAUCUCACAGCAAAUUCAGCAGUACGAAGCCAAGGCCGCCCAGCUCGCUGCCGCGGCUGGCAGGAGCACCCGCAAGCCGCCACCGCCGUGGGCCGUCGACGCCAUCUUCCGUGCCAACGCGCCCGUGCGGCCGUGGGCCCUCGGCGCGCUGCAGAAGCCGCCGAGCGUCGUCGACUGGAUCACCGGGCGCACGUCGCGCACGCCCGGUCAGUACCGGCAGGCUGACCCGCGUACCGGCGACGACCGCCGUGGCGCCUUCCUGCGCGACACCAACGAGCGCGUCCACAGCUCUGCGCGCGUGCGCCUCGCCUGCCGCGGCCUCGGGCUCAACGACCAGGGCGGCGUCGCCUGGGCCGCGCCCACGCUGACGCGCCGCUGGCGUCUGCGGCGCACCACGGCGCGGUACGAGGAUCCGGUGCCGCGCGAUCCGCUCUGGGACCCAGCGGAGGCCAGUGCCAGCGAGGUAGGGAGGAAGCCGAAUGAGGAGCAAGGGGAGCGCUGGAUCUGGGAGUACGUGGGCCCGGAGGAGGAGGCGCCGACGGAGAAGAGGCAGCGGAUCAUGGUGGAGGAGCCUCUUGGGCCGUACGAGCGCUUCUUGCUGAACCAGGUCGGUGGGAAGCCAAACGUAUAUGCUUUUGCCGAGGGCGGUGCGGUAAGUGGCCAGUUGUCGGGGAGUGUCAACGGACUCGAGCAGGACUCGGAGGCGGAGACGGAGACGGGGACUCCAGUGCAAAAUACAAGAUCUCCCAAGUAA
Cordyceps fumosorosea ARSEF 2679 is the source of this 837-nucleotide messenger RNA. RefSeq names its product peptidoglycan binding domain containing protein. The record is from RefSeq and is a predicted model, not a curated record. Lineage: Eukaryota; Fungi; Ascomycota; Sordariomycetes; Hypocreales; Cordycipitaceae. Bases 1 to 837 code for a protein of 278 amino acids. The transcript is spliced from 2 exons.